AUGGGGAGUCAGAAGCGAAUCGCCAAGGAGCUAGCUGAGCUCACCGAAUCCCCUCCCGACGGCAUCUCCGUCGAGCUCGUCGAUGAAUCGAACAUCUAUGAAUGGAAGGUCUACAUGGAAGGACCUGAGGGGUCACCAUACCACAAAGGCCGCUUCCUCAUGAAACUCAGCCUCCCAACAGAAUACCCCUUCAAACCGCCCGCCGUAUCCUUCGGAACGAAAAUCUACCACCCCAACGUGACUAACGACGAGAAAGGGAGCAUGUGCCUGGGAAUGCUCAAGUCAGACGAAUGGAAACCGAGCUCGCGCAUCGCCGCGGUGCUGGAGUUCGCGCGCCAGUUGCUCGCGGAACCCAUGCCUGAUGAUGCGGUCGAGGGGCGGAUCGCCGAACAGUAUAAGAAUGAUCGGGCCCGGUAUGAUGAGAUCGCGAGGGAUUGGACGAGGAACACCUCCCUCCCCGAAUCCCUCAACCUAGACAUCGGCAUCGGUGUAGGCGUCGGCGUCAGCGCCACCGAACUCACAAACUCCCGUUCCACCACAACCUUUGGUCUUCGAAGACGACGUACAAGAAUCGUCGCUGCCACGAAGAUAAGCAGAACGGCGACGCUGACGCCGACGCUUAUACCUGCUUUUGUGCCGUUCGAGAGACCGGGGAGUUUUUCUGGUGGUGAUGCUUGGGAGGGGGAGUUGGUUUGUGUUGUUGAUGUUGAUGGCUUAGAAGUUGUAGUUGAGGGUAUUGUUGUGGAGGUGGAGGUGGAUGCCGAUGAAAUUGGUUCUGAGGUGAGUGUCAUUAUAGAUGUAGAUGACGAAUAUGAAGAUGUAUAUGAUGUCGAGGUAGGGAUGUUGGUAUGUUCUCCCAGAACCGGCGCAAUGGUGAUAGCGUCUGGAGUACCGCAGCAGUCGGUGGUGUUGCCGCAGCACCAGGUCGUCGAGUUGGAGGUGUUGUUGCAGGGAGCCAUGAUGGAUGAUGUGCUUGAAUCCUAUCAGACAAAGGUCAGUCAAUGA
Molecule: messenger RNA, 1005 nt
Organism: Aspergillus affinis
Lineage: Eukaryota; Fungi; Ascomycota; Eurotiomycetes; Eurotiales; Aspergillaceae
Product: putative ubiquitin conjugating enzyme (UbcB)
Exons: 4
Coding region: 1-1005 (334 amino acids)
Source: RefSeq, a predicted model, not a curated record